Diversispora eburnea is the source of this 2508-nucleotide messenger RNA. Lineage: Eukaryota; Fungi; Glomeromycota; Glomeromycetes; Diversisporales; Diversisporaceae. The record is from the annotation of a GenBank genome assembly.
AUGCAUUUCAAUGUUCGUUUAUUUUUAGAUCUCUAUGAAAAAUGUGGAAUUCAAGGAACCACACCCGUUUCUGUUGUCGCUUUCAUUGGGCUAACAAAUGGAGGGAUAACAUCCAACGUAAGUUCCAUUGCAAAUGCUAUAAUAGAGAAGGCUGUGUUUGGUCAGCCAAUUUGUUGUGAUAAAAAUUGUAAUUGCCGUCCAAAUGGCGCGACUUUAUUGAUAGAUAACGGGAAUAAAUGUGGUUUAUGGAUUUAUUGCGAUCCAACAAAAAAUUCCGUUUAUUUAUUACUGGAUUCAAUUAACGAUAGCGAUGCACUUUUAAAUUUGUGGGAAGAAUCACAAUCUACUAUUGAAAAUGAGUUAGCGCAACCAAUAUCAAAAUUAGAUUCAAAUUUGAUUUCUUUACUUAAAACAAUAUCUUCCGUCAAACGACAUAUCAUGCCACAUGCAAAUAAUUUCAUGAAUUCUUGCUGGCAACAUUUAGACAUACCUCCUCCUUAUGGGUCAAUUUCUUCUACUAGUGGAUAUAGUGGACGGUCAGGAAGUGUACAGGGUGGUGUGAUUGCACCUGGAAGAUAUGGAAACAAAUCUGAAUCUAGUCAUGAUAAGGUAGCUUCAGGAAGCAUUAAAAGGAUUAAAGAGGCCUUGCAGGCACGCAUUCGUUUCUUAUUUCGUACAUGCCAUCUUGUUCAAACUAGCGAUGUUCAUGCUCCCUUUGAUAAUCGUCAACUUUUUAUCCUUCCGCCUCCUUCUUCGCAAUUUUUUGUUCACCUUAUUCCCCGUGGUUCCACGGGCAAUUUAUUAUCACCGAAUCCCGCAAGGAAAAUGGAUCAACGGGGUGCUGACAAUUUUGAAAUUAAAUUAUUAAAAGAUUUUGUUCACAAUUGGAUUAAAUGGGCUACCACUGGUCGAAUUUCUGUUAAACGUGGUGUAACACCUAGCGAGUUACCAAACAUAAAACAAUGGAUUUCUGGUUCAGUAGCUCUUAAAGAAUUAUUAUUUGGAAAUAUUGGGAAAGAAAUUUUAGAGAGAAAAAAUUAUAGUAACGUGGAAGAUACACUCAAUAGAAGGUUAAAAGAUUAUAUACAAAUCAAUAAUAGAUUUUCUGCAAGUCAUUGUUCUCAAUCCUCAAGAAAAGCUAUUGAUAUAUAUUUAUUAGAGUCACCUACUUAUUAUUCUAAACAGUAUCAUGAUGUUAAGCUAAAGGGAGAAUGUUAUAACAUAUGGGAACAUGGAAGACAAAGAUGUGAUAAACGAAGUUUGUCAGGUCAUGAAUGUGUCUUGGGAGUAACCCUUCAUGCUUGUAAUUGUGGAAAAAGUCGCAGCGAAAGAGAAGAUCCCUUUGAUUUAAAUGAUGCCAACGUGGAUUUCUUUCAAUUUUUAAAUUGUUGUGAUGCAGAAGGCAAUCAAUGUCUCGUUCCUCCUUUUUUCAAACAUAAAACCAAAAAUACUUCAAUGUGGUCACUUAUACGGCUUGGUUCGGGUUCUCUUUAUCGUUCUAAUUCGGGUCUUGAUAAAUGGGAGGGAUUUAUAACAAACACGAAUUUUCUUUUACCAUUGGAUAUUUCAUUGGUGACGAACAUAAAAAAAGUUCAAGAUGAGAUGACAAAAAAUGAAUGGACUAUAGAUCUAGCUAGUGGUGAUAAAAAGAAAACUCGAGCAAAGAGUUUUAAACAAAAAGGGAAGAGUGGAGAAGAACCAAAGAGUGAUAUUUCCAUACUUUUAGGAAAUGACAUAAUUCAACAAUGGUUGACUCCUUCUUCGUUCUCCUUAAAUGACAGUCUCCAAAUGAUACGCGAAGUUCAACAAAUUCCAAUACAAAUCGAUGAAUCUACCGUCACAUCUGACAAUAAAUCCUAUAGGAGUGGGGAUAUAAAUAAAGAAAGAAGAAAUCGACGUGGAAUUAAAAAUAGUUUAAAGAAAGAACGCGAAAAAAUAGCGGAUAAUGCCACACCCAUAUUAAAAGAUUCAAAUGAGUUACAAAAAUUAAAGGGAUAUCUUGGUGUUGAAUACGAAUGUCCUAUUGGUCAUAGAUUUAUGAGUUGCGGGAAAGGUCAAGUUUGCAAGUUAGGUCAUGCUGGACAUAUAAAAGAAACUGCCAACAAUCUAUUAGAACAAGAUCUACCAAUAUAUAUUCAUUGCCCAUGUAGUAAUUCAACAAAUAAUCCACCAACAUUAGCUCAAUUGCAACGUAUCAUAAUAGUUACUCCCGAUUCUCCAAUAUUGAUUACUUUAAAUCCUAUAAUAAAGGAUCAAACAAACGAAAAUGCUAAUUUGUCUCCUAUGGAUAAUUUCCAAAAAGAUAACCAAUAUUUUAAAGGAAUUACCUUGCCAAAAAACAGUUUGAUCGUAUUGCGCUUACCUUAUGUUCACUAUGAUCGAGAUGGUGAGCCCAUUCGCCCAGAUAAAGUUAUAAAUCAUACUUCGAUAACUUCGACGCUCUAUUUAAAAAAGAAAUUUCUAUUCAUCGAAAUGCCAAAAUCGGAAAACGAUGAUUUUCCGAAUUGA